Molecule: messenger RNA, 3027 nt
Organism: Xenopus tropicalis (tropical clawed frog)
Lineage: Eukaryota; Metazoa; Chordata; Amphibia; Anura; Pipidae
Gene: hapln4
Product: hyaluronan and proteoglycan link protein 4
Exons: 4
Coding region: 55-1191 (378 amino acids)
Biological process (GO): cell adhesion
Cellular component (GO): gel phase of interstitial matrix
Molecular function (GO): hyaluronic acid binding
Source: RefSeq, a predicted model, not a curated record
AUUUUCACUGAAAACAAACAUUUUGACUCUUUAUCUCUCUGUGUAUGUGUUUAGAUGCCUUGCAGGUCUCUUUCAAACUGUAUUUUUUUCUGGACUCUAUUCAUCUCUUUUCUUACAACCUCACUGGUACCUGCAGCCUCUGACAGGGGAGGAAGAAAAAUUGUCCACGUGCUUGAGGAUGAAACAGGAGAGGUGAUUGUACAAACAGCCCCUGGUAUAGUGACUACACAUCGGGGAGGAACCAUAAUCCUGCCCUGCAGAUAUCAUUAUGAAGAGUCUGGAGAAGAGCCCGGGCCAAUCCGUAUCAAGUGGUCCAAGAUCAGUGACCAAAAUUCUUUCAUUGAUGUUCUUGUGUCUCUGGGGAAGGAGAGGAGAAUAUUCGGCCCUUUUAAAAAUCGUGCCUCGCUGCAGGAAAAUGGGCCAGGAGAUGCUUCUUUGGUAAUUCACAAUGUUACUCUUGAAGAUUAUGGAAGGUAUGAGUGUGAGGUGACCAAUGAGUUAGAAGAUGACACAGGAAUGGUCAAACUAGACUUGGAAGGUGUAAUUUUCCCAUACCAUACUCGACUGGGACGUUAUAGUAUGAACUUUCAUCAAGCUCUGCAGGCUUGUAAGGAGCAAGAUGGUAUCCUGGCUUCCUAUGACCAGCUCCAUGAGGCUUGGUUGAGCGGAUUAGAUUGGUGUAAUGCUGGUUGGUUACAAGAUGGUUCUGUACAGUACCCUAUCUCAAAACCAAGAGAUGAAUGUGGCAAAAAAGAUACCCCCACAGGAGUAAGAAACUAUGGCUACAGACACAAGGAUAAUGAGCGUUAUGAUGCAUUUUGCUUCACAUCCAGCCUCAAUGGAAAAGUCUAUUUUCUUAAAACCUACCGCAAGAUGAGUUUUCCAGAGGCAGCUAAAGCCUGUGAAGACAAAGGGGACUCACUGGCCAAGGUUGGCCAACUAUAUGCUGCCUGGAAGCUGCAACUUCUGGACAGAUGUGAAGCUGGUUGGUUGGGGGAUGGCAGUGUUCGUUAUCCUAUUGUAAAUCCACGAACACGGUGUGGUGGUUCUGAACCUGGAGUAAGGUAUUUAGGCUUCCCUAGUAAGAAAUACAAACUGUUUGGUGUUUACUGUUAUAGGGGGGCAAAAGAAAAAGAACCACAGGAGACGAUUAAAGUGGACACUAACAAUAUGAAAAAUAGCCAGGUGUAAUCAGCAUGAUUUGUUACAUCUAGGUAACUGCCAAAUUUAAGGAAAUGAAGAUGCAAAAUAUAUUUAAAGCAGGCACUUUCAUACAGGAGUGAAUUCUGAAUUAAUUAAGCGAUUAAUAUCACAUCAUGCUUAGGGUUAUAUGCUGAAUGUGCUCAGUUGUGCGGUGCUUAACUAUGGAGACUGCCAGAUGUUAUACUUUAUAGUGCAUAAAAUUUUAUUUAAAAUAUAACCAAGGACUGACCAAAAUAAAGGAGAAGUUUAGAGAGCAGAGUGAGGAGAGUGCCAAACUUAUUCACAUUCAUUUUUUAUAUAAAUGAAGUGCAUAUACCCUCUUACCAGGACUACCACAUCCAUACAGAAGGAGUCAACAAGUCAUUUACAGUUUUGUUUAGGAGAUAGUUAGGAGAUAGAUAUUAACGUUUCAUUGCAGGGUGUACAUUGUUAUGGUAUACAUCUCCAUGGGUACUACCACAUAACAAAGCAGGACCCACUCUAUGCCUAACUGCUGUCUGUGGGAUAGGUAAGAUUCAGUACUACAUAAUGUAUAAAAAUGAUUGGCAGGCCCAGAAACACAGAAAUAUGUCUACAAGGCCUUGAGGGAAAGACCCCAGGGACUGUGAGAAUAUAUUGUUGCAUAUUAGGCACAUUUAUCAGUGAGUAAAGUCACUGCUUAGCUUGCUUAUUUUUCAGUGGCAUUGAUCUUUGCAGGCAAUAAAAUAUUAGCAGCAUUCUGUGUCAGCUGCAGUGUAUGCAGAUUGAGGUAGGGAUAAUAUAGUUGGACUUUAAGGCAUUAGCCUCUGAUCAAGCGUAAAUAUGCACUGCAGAUAAAAAAAUAUAAUUUAAAGGAUAUAUAUCUGAGUGACUUCAAAUGGUGAAUGGUUAUAUGCUCUCUAGUAUUGUGUAUAAUGCACAUAAGUUCCACAGUUUAGUGAUUCUCACACCGUGAGAGAAAAAGGUAAACAGCAAUAAAUACAAAUUUCUUCUGAUAGAAUGGCCAAUUAAUUUUAUUGAGCUUGAACAUUAUGUGUGCCAUUGGCAUCCCCAUCCCUUGGUUUCAUCUCAGUAGAAUAUUAAUAGUAGAAUCAUAAACAGGACCUGACACAGUAUGUUUCACAACCAAUGGAUUUUAUUGAGCUUGAACAUCUGAUGAAGUGAGUUCAACCACUAACAUGCAUGGGUGUGUUGGAAGGAACCACCCAACAGAAGAAGCAUACCCUGCAACUCAGUGGGUCCAGGAAUGUAGAGUGCCCAGUAUGGCCCUAAAUGAUGAGCAAUUUAAUAUACCUAGGUAGAAUUGGUCAGCUUACCAAUGUUUGUGGCCCUAAAUUUAAACUGAAAAAAAACUACAAAGAAAGUCAAGUAUGUAUUAAGACCUUACACAUAAACAUGUUACCAAAGUCUGUCAUCCAUCAGGGCUAUUACACAGAGUACAUUCAUUUGCCAUUUGGAUACAGUAAAUUUAAUCAGAAAACAGAACUACUGAGAUAAAUGAGAAAAUACAGAGGGAGUGUGAGGGUGUCAAGAAGGUAUGAAGUUAUCAGAACUGCUGAAUUGCUUAUUUAUAGAAAACAUUUAUAACGACAUUGGUUGGAAACCAACUGUGAAGAAUAUUUGAAGCAGGUUCCAUGUUCAAUCUGAUGCCAGUGCAGUUAGUUAGAUUGGAGCUGUUUCUGGUGCUGACAAAGGUGACAUAAAAGAGACUUCAUAUCUUAAAGGAAUGAUCAAAGCACAUGUGAAUGCCACAACUUUCUUUGCUUGUGGUUUUUUGCCAACAUUGUAAUUGUAAUGCUGUCUGUCCUAACAAAUCUUUGUUAAAAAUAAAGCUUGGUAUGUGAA